AGAAAUUAUAUAAUUUUCAAAAGGAUCUCGCAUGAUUUUUGAAAACUAGAAUUCUUUCAAUAAUUUGUGUGUUUCAUGCAGAGGUAGAAAAGAUGUAUCGAUCGGGCAGCACGAACAGGUUUUCCGACGACCAUUUCAGCUACUAUGGGUCGUCGUCGCCGUCCUCGAAAGUCCCGACGGCUCUGAGGGCGCUGUCUGACGACAGCGGCAAUGAGCUGCCGAUGUACGAGCCGCUGUCGGAGGCAGCUAAGAAGGAAAAAUCGAGGGCCAAGUUUGCAGAGAAGGCCGUUCAUGCCAUCCCUUUUGUGCUUCUCCUAUGCGCUUUUAUCCUUUGGAUAUUUUCUAAUCCGGAUAUCAACUUAAGAGGAAGUUCAGUUGCAGAAGGAAUUCAAGGAAUGGCUAAUAAAGGUGACUUAGCCAGCGAUGAUACAGGCCAUUUACCUCUGCACCUUGGAGACUUGCCCCAUACCGCAAGAGACACCAAUACUAUUUUCUCACGUAAUAGAUCAUAACAUCACCAAUCCUUCUCUACCUAUCUCUCUUUGAUUCUCAAUUUCAUUUUAGCACUUUUUCAAGGUUUAUUUCAUAAAAUUCAGGCAGUUUUGUCGUGUUGCUCAAUCUAGUUUUAGACUAGUUGGUUAACAAUUGUCCAACUAUGUUGUGAAUGCGAAGCGCCCUAUUUGAGUAAUCAGUAAUGAAUUCUUUAUCUGCA
Salvia miltiorrhiza (redroot sage) is the source of this 712-nucleotide messenger RNA. RefSeq lists its product as uncharacterized. Bases 93 to 512 code for a protein of 139 amino acids. The record is from RefSeq and is a predicted model, not a curated record. NCBI's taxonomy places the organism in Eukaryota, Viridiplantae, Streptophyta, Magnoliopsida, Lamiales, Lamiaceae. The transcript has 2 exons.